GUUCAGAUCAAAUUCUGUUUUAGUUCUCGUCGAGGUUUUGAAGGGAUCGGUUGGGAAAUUGUAAAUAAAUUAUAGAGCAAGAAGUUUAGGAACAGAGUGUCUAGUGGAAGUGAAUUAAUUGAAAAAUUAUUUUCUGCAUAGCUGAUAUUAGACUGGAUCAUCAUGAGGAUUAUUUUAAUUGGAAUAUUUGUGUUGUUUGGAGUGAUUCUCGUCAGUGGAGCCCCGCAAAAUCCAGUCACGAAUCAGGAAAUUCGCGAUGCAAUCUUGUCGCUGGUUCAUUCUAAUUCUGUGAUUGAUCAAAAGUUGGAGAGACAUGAGCAGCGUGAACGUGCACUUGGGGAACUGAUUAAGAAGGGACUGAUGACAUUGCAGAAGAAUCAGAAAAUAUUUGAGCCCAUAAAAGGUUCUUUCGAUCGACUUGACAAGCGUGUCAGCGAAAUUGAGACUAAUUUGUUGAAUAACGAAAAGCAAACCCGUGAAGAACAAAAGAAGCUCACCAACCUAUUAGAAAAGAUCCUUGCAGCUUUUGAACAAUCUGCAACUGUCUCAAACAGAAUUGCUGAGACAUCAGAAGAGGAAGAAGAAUCUCUGCCAAAGAAAAUUGGUGACUUGACUGAUACAGUAAGAGAAUUGAGACGAGAAAUUGGAGAAAUGAGAGCUGAUCAGGACACAAUGGAGAAUGCCAAUAAGCAGCUCGUCUCACAAACUGAAGAAAUCCUCAAAACACGCACAAAUCAAGCCGAAGUCGUAGCCAAAAAAUUAGAAGAUAAGUUGAAUGAACUUGUUGAAACUGGAAAGAAUACAGAAUUUGAAAAUAAAAUAACCAGCACAUUAAGUGAAUUAAAAUUAGGAAUUAAGGAACUGAGAACAGCUGCACCUACUGGAUUCACUGAAUCUGAUAAGACUUUGUUGAAGGAAUUGUCAAGUGAGAUGAAAGACUCGAUUCAAGAUAUGAGAUUGGAGGUUUUGACUGCUUCUGAUAAGAGUUUUGCAAAGACAGCGACACGUAUCAAAGAAACACAUGAAGCUAUCGACGAAGUCUCAAAGGCACUUACAGAUUUAUCAAUUGCCACAGAAGCAUUCUAUGCAGAAUCACAGAAAAUUACACCAGAUUCCAGUCAGCCAGUUGCAGGAAAUGAGAAUAUUGCAAAAUUAGAGAAAAUUAUGAUUGACACAUCCAAUAAUGUCCUUGAAACCAAGAGGAGAUUUGAGUAUGGAAUUCAUCAAAUUAUUUUAGAAGUUGGUGAUGUUAUGAAGACUGCAAAUACAUCGAUGCAAAAGAGACUGAAUGAGUUGAAUGAUGGAAUCUUAGAGAAUCAUAAUAAUGCAUUAGUCAAUCUCAGUAGUAAAAUUGAGACUGAAAUGAGUCAAGUAUGGCGUCAAGUUGGAAUUAUGUAUCAGGAAAUUACAUCCAGUAAAAAAGUUCUAGAUCAUUUGCAAGAACAAACUGAGCUUUAUGUCAACGGAACAAUCACAACGAUGGACUCAAUGGAGGGUAAAGUUGGACUCAUCACAAAUCGUAUGCAGGAAGUUGACUCAAACUUAAACUACUUAUUGGGACGUUUGUCAUUGGUCACACAAGAAUUCAAUCAAAUAAAGUUCGGACUGGGUGAAGCACUGGAUAAUAUAAGGAGUAGUUUUAUGACAGUGCAAGAUAAAGUGAAGCAAAAUGCAGGUCCUGGACCGCAUCAGAUCCCUGAAGAACAUACAGUUGAGAAACGGUCGUUUCCGUUUAAUUUGAAACCAAAACGUAAUAAUAAUUGAGGUUGAUAUAGAGUAAGAGUUUCUUAGUGACAUAGUGACUAGUUUGAAUAGGCUUAAAUAUGAUGACAUCUUUUAAAGUCCAGAAACCCGGUAAAGAUAUCUCGUGUCACUAAGAAAGCAAAGACAGCAUCGGUAUUCUUCAUUUAUCUUUAUCUUUAGUAAUCUAAAACUUAAAACUUUUUCAUCGUCUAUAUUCUGAGUGCUUUAACAUUAAGUAGUAUGUACGGUAUGUACUAACAUUUCAUUAGGGGUUGUUCACAAAUGACGUUUGAAAUUUUAACUUCCACAACUUCCAUGUGUCACAAGAAGCGUUCGAAUAGCAUAAAAUUGUAAACGUCAUAAGUGAACAGCCCCUCCUUGUCUUAAUCUCUCUAUAAAGAAUUUUUAUUGCUUUUGUCAAAUUUUAAGGAAUGAAUCAUAAAUAAA
Molecule: messenger RNA, 2190 nt
Organism: Chironomus riparius
Lineage: Eukaryota; Metazoa; Arthropoda; Insecta; Diptera; Chironomidae
Source: the annotation of a GenBank genome assembly